This is a messenger RNA of Chenopodium quinoa (quinoa), 1171 nucleotides long. RefSeq names its product short-chain dehydrogenase reductase ATA1-like. The coding region runs from base 107 to 949 and encodes 280 amino acids. The transcript has 3 exons. NCBI's taxonomy places the organism in Eukaryota, Viridiplantae, Streptophyta, Magnoliopsida, Caryophyllales, Amaranthaceae. The record is from RefSeq and is a predicted model, not a curated record. Gene Ontology annotation, molecular function: oxidoreductase activity.
UGUGAUAUUUCACAUAAUCUUUUAUGUUUCCUUUUCUGUCGGAAUUCCUUAUCUUAUAUACAUACAAGUAUAUUAACACUUUGAAUCUAUUUAUACCAAUCCAUAAAUGGAGGCUAAUGGCACCAAAUGCAGUGGAGAACAAAGGUUGAAGGGUAAAGUUGCAAUAAUAACAGGGGGUGCAAAAGGUAUAGGAGCCACUACGGCAAAAUUCUUUGCCUUAAAUGGGGCUUAUGUAGUCGUGGCUGAUGUACUUGAUGAGCUAGGCAUUGCCCUCGCCAAUUCCAUAGGAGGCAGCUACAUACAUUGUGAUGUCUCUAAGGAAGCUGAUAUAGAGUCAGCGGUGAAGCUAGCUUUGACAUGGAAGGGCCGCCUUGACAUUAUAUUCAAUAAUGCAGGCACAUCAGGCGCAGAUGGGAGCAUCACCAAUGUCAACAUGGAUGAAGUAAAAAACAUUGUUGCAGUUAACUUGUAUGGUGUAGUACAUGGGAUCAAGCAUGCAGCCCGUGCCAUGAUCGAGGGUAAAAUAGGCGGGUCCAUCAUAUGUACCUCUAGCUCAGCAGCAAUCAUGGGAGGCUUAGCCUCACAUGCCUACACAAUGUCAAAAGGUGCAAUCCAGAGCCUGAUCAAGAGUGCAGCAUGUGAACUUGGAGGACAUGGUAUCCGAGUGAACUGCAUCUCUCCUCAUGGGGUUCCUACGGAUAUGCUCAUAAGCGGUUAUCGGAGGUUCCUCGGGGACAUUGAUGCAGAAGAAGUUUCCAAAAUAAGUGCUAAAAGCUGCAGUCUACUGACAGGAAGAGGUGGGAAAACCCAGGACAUUGCUGCAGCUGCCGUAUUCCUGGCCUCUGAUGAAUCUGAAUUUAUUACUGGACAUAAUCUAGUGAUUGAUGGGGGUUACACUGAAGCUAGCACUACUAUGGUUCACAUGUACCAAGACCCAAAAUCCGUGUAAUGAAUUGUACUAUCCUAUCGGCUUUUGUUCAGUAUAAUCAGUAUAGUAUUGUAUGGCGUAUAGUGAACUACAGAAAAAAGCAUGCAUUCCAGUUGUAAGUGUUACCAAAUUAUAACUUCUGGUUAAACUAAUUCAAAGCUAAUAAUAGCGAAAGAAGUAAUUUGUAUCACAUGCAUGUUACUUCUUUUUUGUAUAUAGUAGCAGUUACUUGAGUUUUUGCUA